AUGUAGCUCUGUUAGCUCUGUCAUUAAAUUAGUUGGGCAGCGCUGUCACAGCCUGCCGGACACAGACAAAACUCUGGAUACUUGUAAUUUUGUAUGAGAGACCGGCCGGUGGACUAGCAAACCGUGAAUUAACAUUUUUUUGUGCUGACGAUAGCAGAGGAGAUGUGUAAUAAGCUGCAUUGGACACUAAGAACCUACCUGGCUGCCAGUCUGUCAAGUGACAGCUGUCACCGCACCUAGCUGGUGAGCUAAAGGCUAACAAGUGUUUAUUUUCGGGCUUGUUUGGCUCGUUUCACAGUUAAAACCGGCGACUUCCGCAUGGACGUUAUAUCUUACAAUCUCCUCAACAAUAUUUGACUCCGCCUGCUGUUCAAACCAUGAGUUAGCAAAGCAAAACGUCGGCCAGCAGUGUUUUGGAUAUUUUGUGGUCCUGCUAGUUAGCUAGCAUUUAGCUUGACGCUAGCUAGCUGCAUUCAUUCAAUUAUUGAAGAACUGCUACCGCGUUAACACCAGCUCCUCAGCCGUCAGGGGCCGGGGAUAGGACAACAACCACAAUCCUUGUUACGAUACUGACAUAUUUAGGAAUUGGCCGUGCUUUCUGUAACAACUUGAGGACAUGAAGAAAUUUUUUGACUCUCGUCGGGAGCUGGUGAGCUCUGGGCCUGGUUCCGGAGCCGGUGGAGGAGGCGCUGGUUCCGGCGGCGACAGCUUCAUCGGACGGGUCUUCACCAUUGGACGUUAUCAAGUCACCGUCGAGGAAAUUGUCGCUGAAGGAGGUUUUGCCAUUGUUUUUUUGGUGCGGACUCAUCAAGGGCUACGUUGCGCACUGAAAAGGAUGUAUGUCAACAAUGAACAUGAUCUACAGAUCUGCAAACUUGAGAUACAGAUUAUGAGAGAUCUAGUGGGCAACAAAAACAUAGUUGGUUUCCUGGAUUCCAGCAUAACUGCAGUUGGAGCUGGGGAUGUAUGGGAAGUCCUAAUCUUAAUGGACUUCUGUCGAGGUGGACAGGUGGUAAAUCUAAUGAACCAGAGGUUACAGACAGGCUUCACUGAGGUUGAGGUGUUACAGAUCUUUUGUGACACAUGUGAAGCUGUUGCUCGUCUCCACCAGUGCAAGACUCCAAUUAUCCACAGAGACCUCAAGGUGGAAAAUAUUCUUCUCCAUGAUCGGGGACACUAUGUGCUCUGUGACUUUGGAAGUGCUACAAACCGCUUCCAAAACCCACAGACAGAGGGGGUGCCAGUUGUUGAGGAGGAAAUCAAAAAGUACACUACUCUGUCAUACCGCGCUCCAGAAAUGGUCAACCUCUAUGGUGGACAGGUCAUCACAACAAAGGCAGACAUUUGGGCCAUGGGUUGUCUACUCUAUAAGCUGUGCUACUUCACACUUCCUUUUGGGGAGAGCCAAGUGGCAAUCUGUGAUGGCAGCUUCACUAUCCCAGACAAUUCCCGCUAUUCCCAGGACAUGCACUGUCUCAUCAGAUACAUGUUGGAACCUGACCCAGAUAAUAGACCAGACAUCUACCAAGUAUCCUACUUUGCCUUUAAACUGACUCGACGAGAGUGUCCAGUUCCAAAUGUAAAUAAUUCGUCCAUUCCUGCAAAACUUCCUGAGCCUAUCAGAGCCAGCGAAGCAGUGGCCAAAAAGAGUCAAACCAAAGCCAGACUCACAGACCCCGUUCCCACCACUGAAACCUCAAUAGUACCACGACAGCGGCCCAAGGCUGGGCAGGCUCAACCCCAGCCAAUAUCAGGCAUUCUUCCCAUCCAGCCAGCAAUGACCCCACGCAAGAGGCCCAAUGUGACUCCUGGAGCACCGCAGGCCAUAGGUGUUGGUGCCAGUGUCCCACCUUCAGCUGCAGCUGCUGUCCAACCUGCUCAGCAGGCUGUGCCACAGCCAGCUCAGACCACCAACAUGCAGCCGCAGGCUACACCACAGCAUCAGCAGCUCCUCAUGAAGCAGCAGCAAGCUUCACCCUUCUUGAUCCCACAGAGUAACCAGCAGCAUCAACUGACUCAGAGCCUCCAUCACCAACAGCAGCAACAACAAACAGCUUCUCAGGCAUCUACCCUGCUGCAUUCCAAAGUUAAGCCCGUUCCCCCUGUUGUUACCCUGCAACUGCAACACCAGCAGCAGCAUGAAGUGCAUGAAACAGCAGCUCCCCAUCUGACCCCCAUCCCUGAGUCUGCUGUCACUGGUUCUGCAGCUGACCCAGAUGUUGUGACGGCAAGCCGAGGGAUUCACAAAGUCGGCUCCCUGACACCCCCCUCAUCGCCGAAGAUGGCCCCCAAGAGUGGCCAUAGACGCAUCCUGAGCGAUGUCACUCACAGUGCCGUGUUUGGGGUCCCAGUCAGCAAGUCCACCCAGCUACUCCAGGCAGCCGCAGCUGAGGCCAGCCUCAACAAGUCCAAAUCAGCCAGCACUACUCCUUCUGGCUCCCCCUGCUCAUCCCAGCAGAGUGUGUAUCAUCAAGGUGACGGUGAUGCCCCAUCAGCCCUGUCUGCACCCAGCACUCAGCCCAGCUGGAACCCCUUUGGAGAUGAUAAUUUCUCCAAGCUGACAGCAGAGGAGCUGCUCAACAAAGACUUUGCAAAACUAGCUGAGACUGCUGCACAAGGAGAGAAGGCCAUGAGCUCCAGUGAAGAUCUCAUUCCAGGGCUUGAUGCUUUUCCAGCAAAGGCAGAGGUGUGUGUGGAUUCACUGAUUCCUGGUCUGGAAGCCCCCCAAGCCCAGCGACAUGCAGGCCAGCCUGAGCUCGUCUCUGCCAGCAUGCCAGACUCUCUCACUGGGGAGGACUCUCUGCUGGGCUGCGAUCUGUUAUCUCAUACUUCUCCUCAUGCAAACCAGUCUGUUUCUGCUCUCCCUUCUUCCUCCGCCUGCUCCUCUGCUCCUCCUGGCUCUGGUUCUGGAUCCUGUCUGGAGGAGCUGCCGCCUGGUCAGCCAGCCUCUGACUCAGCUUUCCUCAUGUCGUGUGGGGAGAAGGGCAAUGAUGACGAGUUUGACCCUAUUCCUGUGCUCAUCUCCAAAAACUCAAAUCAAGAUGGAAGUAAUGGCUACUCCGUGCUUGGCGAGGGACAAGAGACUGAAAUUCCAGAGGGAGAUUCUCAAACAAAUGAGGGAUGUGUUCACUCCAGUGAUGAAGAUGAGGAAAAAGAAGCCCACAAGGAAGAGCAGCAGAGCAGUGGAGACAUUGAAAGUCACGAAGUGGCCCAUGAUUGCAGCGGCUCCAGACCUCUACUGCUGGACUCAGAGGACGAAGAAGAACAAGGACCUCAGCUGGACAUACCCUCAUCACCUAAUUCCAGCAUAGUACCAACACAACCGUCUACUACCUUCCAGCAACCUGCUCCAAAUGCCUUUGCACAGAAUAAUUCCCAGCAUGCACCUGAGCCAGCAAAGGGGGCAGAAUUUGCUGUAGAUGUCUUCUCAAAAGCCCCCUUUCGUGUUGUUCAAGAAGAAUCAGCAGAUGUGUUUGCCAAUGCUCCAUUUCCACGCACUCACGUUGCAGCUCAGCAGCCAUUCGAUGUAUUCUCACAGGCACCGUUUGGAAAAAGAAAGGAGGCCACAGGAGCGUACCCUGAGCAAGGUGUGUUGGGACAGGUUACCCCACAACCAUUCCGCCCACAAGCUCUGGCCAAAUACUCCCGACACUUUGAGGGACCUGUACCACAGCGGCCCGUAGCAGCUCAAAGAGUAGUGUCUAGUGUGAGCAAGCAAACUGCUGUGGGAUCAGUCCCUGUUGGACCUCUUCACUCAUGGACCUCAGAAGCGAGCACUGUGGACCCCUUCGUCUCUGCACCUUUUCACCUCAAAGCCCCACAAGAGAAGCCCUGAACAUAAAUUCAGGUCAGGGCAGCAGGGUAUCAGCGCCACUGAAUUAUGCAAGCUAUUACAGGCAUACUGCAUGCUGUCAUCAAUGCCGCAGCCGGACUGCAGGCCUGCAUGGAUCUCAUUCUUAACUGGCUCAAAUUAGUUCUGAUAGUGCGAGGUUAUCUUUACACUUGAAUGCUCUGUUAGAGUAAGAAAACUGACAUCAUCACCAGACUCCUUGUCACUUUUUAUUUUCUGUGUCACAUCCUUUUUACCUUCCAAAUCGUUGUUCAUACUUUUUGGUACGAACAUCAACACAAAGACGACAUGGUGGUCAAGCAUAUGAUUGUUUUCUUGCCUACCUCAGUUACUUUUUUUUUUUUUAGCACUAAAAUAUCACUCAGUGAGGGAGUUAUGAUUGUCUGCAGCUUUGGCAGUUUGAAUUGAGCUGUACUGUGAUACUAUGAUCUGAUAACGCCUCAUUGCUAUCAUUCCUCCACUGUAUUAGCUCUCAGAAAGGACUGAUUCAACUUGAAUCACAAGAUCAUGGCUUCACAGAAGCUGGACAAAGGAGAAGACACUGCAUAUAGCACUAAUAUGGAGUAAAACAUAAUCAGUCACAGAUGGCCUAAAUUCUCUCUUCAACAGGAGUUUCAGAGAAAUUCAUCUCUAAUUAUAUAAAACAAAACAUUAAACUGCCUUAUUAUUAUGGGCUUAAAGUCAAUAUUUUUUGGCCCUUCAGUCUGACAGUUUGCAUUUAAGCAGAUGCUGGAUAAUGAUGCAAGUAAUAUUUGAUGAUGAAAAGCCUUUUUUGUUUCAUCCCAGAUGUUUGCAUUUUUGUCAUGUGUAUAACGUUUCUGGUUACUGUCCUGUCUGAUAAGAGUGGAAUAUCAGUGUUUAUUCCAUGUGGCAUACGCACCUUUAUAUAAAUGUUAGGGAUAGAUAAUUCAUUAUAGUAGUUCCUAUGUUAUACACGUAUAGAAGAUUCACCUCUUUUCCUGUUUUCCAGGACAUUAUCUCUUAGGCCUUACACUCUUGCAGUACAUAACUACUCUCACAUCAGACAGGGUGAUUUGUAUCACGCUUGCCUUUAAUUUUGCCCUCCUAAAAAAUUGCUGCAUUUACACUACUGGUGAAGUAUGGACACUACUUCCUAUUUAUUUGAAUGAGAAAUGGUGUCCAAACUUUUUGACUGGUUCUGUACAUCAUUUUAUUGCACUUGCAUUCAGCACCAAGUACAAUCAUAUACAACUUAUUUUCUAUCCACAGUACACAUAAGCACAAAGAUAUUCAUUCAACUCCUUAAUGUAUCUAUAUUGUAGACAUCUCUUUAAACUCCAAAUGUGUAUUAACUGCGAUUCCCAUUGAUGAACAACUGAUGUAACAGCUCCUGCAACUUAAAUAAUGCUUAUCCUGCAGUCACAUUAAUAUCUACAGCACUUAUUUAUGCUUAGCAGUUCCAGUCAGGGAUUGUAAUAGUAGCAUCUUGGAAGCAGGAUCUUGAGUGGUGACUGAUUGAUGACAUUCCUUUACAAUUUAAUCCCAUCACCAUUUGGAAAUAUUUUAUUGUCUCUGUGCUAUAUAAAAUCAUGGAACACUAUUUUGUUCCCGCCAUGGCACUUGGAAGAAAUAUCCAUCCUGUUUCAACCCAAAGUUUAAUUCACAUUUUCUUCUGUUGCAAUGCAAAAUCUUCUGUUUUCUUUUUUGAUUUGUACAAUCUUUUUUUAUAAAUGCUCACUUUUCUCACCCAACUUGUAUAAAUGAAGGUUGCACAUAGUCACUGACACAGAGUCAGGGUUCUCUAAGAAUGUGUUUUGAUUGUAACACAGCUGUAAAAUGUAUUUCGACCAGUGUUGUUUAGAGAGUCCGUGGAGCAUUCAACAGCUGAUACAAUGUUGGAUUAAAAGGCACUCGAAAUACUUGUCAUGCUGCACAGCCUGCCUUUCAAAACUGUUGUAAGUAAAAAAAAAAAUAAUAAUAAUAAUAAUUA
Scomber scombrus (Atlantic mackerel) is the source of this 5801-nucleotide messenger RNA. RefSeq names its product AP2-associated protein kinase 1-like. Lineage: Eukaryota; Metazoa; Chordata; Actinopteri; Scombriformes; Scombridae. The transcript is spliced from 19 exons. Gene Ontology annotation, biological process: protein phosphorylation. Bases 617 to 3835 code for a protein of 1072 amino acids. The record is from RefSeq and is a predicted model, not a curated record. Gene Ontology annotation, molecular function: protein kinase activity; ATP binding.